Messenger RNA from Wyeomyia smithii (pitcher-plant mosquito), 777 nucleotides. RefSeq lists its product as uncharacterized. The coding region runs from base 1 to 777 and encodes 258 amino acids. Lineage: Eukaryota; Metazoa; Arthropoda; Insecta; Diptera; Culicidae. Gene Ontology annotation, biological process: DNA replication, removal of RNA primer. The record is from RefSeq and is a predicted model, not a curated record. Gene Ontology annotation, molecular function: nucleic acid binding; RNA-DNA hybrid ribonuclease activity. The transcript has a single exon.
AUGCGCAGCACUCCAUCGAAAGCGCUGCAUGCAAUUCUUCACCUGCUGCCUCUGCAUGAAUUUGUGCAGUUAGAAGCGGAAAGGAGCGCCUUGCGGCUCAAACGUCUUAAAGAGAUCUUACCUGGUGAUCUGGUUGGUCAUCUGAGUAUUUUGCAACACUUCAAAAGAGGGCCUUUGUUGAGUAUGUGCGGAGACUGGAUGAAACCUUUGGACAACUACGACAUUCCCUACAAGGUGCGUGAAACAUCGCGCUCCGACUGGGAGUGCGGAGUUAAUAUGGUCCGUCAGGGGUCAACGAUAUUCUUCACGGACGGCUCAAAAAUCGGUUCGAAAACUGGAGCGGCAAUCUUCGGUCCUGGUGUACAGAUAUCAGUGGCAAUGUGCAACUGGCCUACUGUAUUCCAAGCGGAGAUUUACGCUAUAAUCGAAUGUGUCAACGUUUGUCUGAAGAGAAACUACAAACAUGCGAAUAUUCUCAUUUUCUCUGAUAGUCAAGCGGCACUAAAGGCUCUUUGUGCUCACAAGUGUACGUCAAAAAUAGUGUGGGAGUGCGUUCUCUCACUGCGGAGGCUGUGUCGUAUGAACUCUGUCAAUUUGUACUGGGUUCCCGGGCACAGCGGCAUAGAUGGCAAUGAAAAAGCAGACGAACUGGCCAAACAGGGCUCCAACUCGCAAUUUGUUGGUCCGGAACCCUUUUGCGGUAUCUCAAAUUGCACUAUAAAAAUGGAACUUAAAUACUGGGAAGAGCAAUGGGUGACAGCCAGUCGAAAAGGGUAA